CUCCGAGAGCGACCGGGAGGGCUACGCGGCGGCCGCAGCCAUGGGUGCUGGGCCUGCGGGGGCGCGGGGGGUGCGCGAGGACCUGCGGGGCGGGGCGGGAGAGAAGGCUGCCGGGACCGGCCCUAGACACUGAGCCGCGGUGGGAUCCCCACCGGCUCUGCGAGGCCCUGCGAGCGCCAGGGAGGCGCCUCGAGGGAGCCGGGCAGCCGCCGGCCACUUCAGGGGGGCCCGCCUCGCCGCCCGGGCGGUGGAGAGAGCCUUGGGGGCACAUCUCGGGGUGCGGUGACCCGCCCGGCGCAUUUCGGGGGUCGGGGCGCAUUUGCCAGGGGACAUCUGGAGCCCGGCCCUGCUUCUGUCGGGCUCCAGGGUACCCCUGGAUGGCUGCGCUGUGCCCUCGCCGGCCGCCCGGGCGCCGCAGCGGCUGAGUUCGCCGGGAUCGCCGGGCCGCCGCCCUUGCCACCCGCUGCAUGCUCGGCGCCCGGGUCGCGGCCCACCUGGACGCACUGGGCCCCCUGGUCCCCUACGUGCCGCCGCCGCUGCUGCCCUCUAUGUUCUACGUGGGCCUGUUCUUCGUCAAUGUGCUGAUCCUGUACUACGCCUUCCUCAUGGAGUACAUCGUCCUCAACGUGGGCCUCGUCUUCCUGCCCGAGGACAUGGACCAGGCGCUCGUGGACCUCGGCGUGCUCUCCGACCCCGGCUCGGGCCUUUACGAUGCUGACUCGGAGCUCGACGUCUUUGAUGCGUACUUGGAGUAGGGUCUCGACUGCUGUUCCCCUCUUCCCUACACGAUCCGCAACCCACGCCCUGGACCAGCCGCCCAGAUCAUGCCGCCGCAGCUGGUUGGGGGCACCAUCUGGACGGGGAUGGUUCCCCAGGAGGAGACCCUCCCCUGCCUCCGAGGCCUGUCUAACUGGAUGCCAGGAAUGGCCAGACUCCUCUUAAGCCCUUCGUUUGGGCUGGAAAGCUUCCUCCAGCAAAGGGGACAGCUGGUGAAAAGGAAGGAGACCCCGAGACUAAGUUACAUGUGGGGUAGCUCUGUGACUUACCCCCCAAAGCUUAUGGAAAAAGCCUUCGCUCCCAAAUCCAUUUGAGGCAGAGCUGUCAGCUCCUCCCCCAGUCCUCAUCCUGGCUUGAUGAUGACCUUGGCUUUUGGGGGAUUCUCGCUCGUCCUAGAAGGAUAAAGAUUUAGGGGUGUCAGAAGACACAGGGAGCCAGGCACGAAUCACCUUUGUACUGUGGCCCUUGGGGUAGCUGGGUGCGGAUUAAGUGCAGGGGCUCCAGGCCAAGGCUGUGAGAGGAGAAAUCGCAAGCAAAGAAGCCCGUACUUCCUUUUGGCCUUGGGUUUGCUGCUAUUUUGGAGUCAGGUUUCAGGGUGCCCCAGCUCAUCAGUUCUGCAGCUCAGAACUGCAGGGGCUGCCAGUUUUGUAGGCUCCCUUCACAGAACAGGCAGGCAGGGAGCUGGUGCUAGGGCUCGCUUUGUCUGCAGUGUUUGCAAGCGCUCAGGGGGCUCUUAGGUCCUCGGGAGAAGGCACCACAGGGUCAUUGCACUGAGAUGGUCAAGUCCUGUCUUUGGGGCUGCGACGAGGGAGCUUUGCAUCCAGCAUCCAGCCCACUGUGUAUGUGAGAGGUAGGGAAAUGAAGGUCCAGGAAGGAGUAAGACUUGGUCAUAGUCACAAGGAAGAGAGGCAGCUAGACUCAAUUAGAGAGAACACAUGAGCCAGACAAGCUGUCAGGCAGCUGCCAGGUCUGGUGAGGGUCACAGGGCAGGCAGGAACGCCUUGGCUCAGCCCCUGAGACUGGACAGUACUGGAGUGUCACUGGGCACAGGGUCUAAGUGGCAAUGAAGAGGGGAUGCUGAGAUAUGGUCGGCAAGGGCUCCUUUAGGAAAAUGGACACUAAUGCCAUUCACCGCAAGCAGGCUGAGUCCACCCCUCUCCUGCAUUACCUGGCUUUGCCAAGACAACCACAGGCAGAGGGUGUCUUAGUUCAGUCUGCUAUAACAGAACACCAUAGGCUGGGGGACUUAAACAUUUAUCUCUUACUGUUCUUAUAAGGGCAUUAAUCCCAUCCAUGAAGGCUCUGCCUUCAUGACCUAAUCACCUCCCUAAGGCCUCACCCCGCAAUACCAUCAUUUGGGAUCAGAGUUUCAACAUAUGAAGUUUGAGGAGACACAAACAUUGAGUCUGUUGCAGAUGGUGGUACAGGGUGGGGUAGGACCUACUGACAGCAUAGCUGGGGGCAGAGGGCUCUCCUAAUGGGUUCACAGUGAGUUUUCUUUGAAGAAAGCUUCAGUUGAGCUCAGUAAGAUCUUAGCAAGAACCAAGUGCCAGGGGGAGAGUGUGCCAGGUGCUCUGCACACCUCCCCAGCCUGCCUGCCUGCCUGCCUGCCUGCCAGCCAUCCAUCCGUCCGUUCUUUUACAGAAUGAAUGCUUGUUGGUUCAGUACAGUGCCUGGUGAUUGAACACAGUGAACAAGACAGACCAAGCCUUGGCCCUUUGGCGCUUGGUGAGGAAGACUAGUAGGAAUCCAAACAAGAGAAUCAGAUUUUUUCGGAACUAUGAAGGCAGGCAAGAAGGACAUGAGCUUCCCUGUUGUGUUCACUGCCAUGUCCUCAACACUUAAAACUGUGCCUGGCAUCUAGUAGAUGGUCUCUGUAGGUGUAGACAUGGAGUGAAACAGAAGUGAAACGGUAGAAUAGAGAUGGUGGGCUGCUUUAGCUGAGGGGUCAGAGAAAGCCUCUCUAAGGAGAUGAUGCUUUUGAGCUGAGCCUUAAUUUGAUAGAAGGAUCUGGAGAAAAGCAGUCCAGGCUGAGGGAACCAGUGGUGCCAAGGCCUUCAGGUGAGAGAGAGUUGGUUUUUCCGCAACCAAAAGGAGGCCCAUGUGGCUGGAGAACAGCCCCAGGAAAGGUCAGUGAGGUGGGUGGGAGCCAUACCAUGGAGGACCUGGAAGGCCAUAGCCAAGAGCAGUGGAAAGCCAUUGGAAGGUUCUAGGCAGGAGAUGACACAAUCCCAUUCCUAUUUUGCAAAAAUGACUCUGGCAAUUGUGGACAGAAUGAGCUGAGGGGUAAGAGGGGAAGCAGGGCCACCACCUCGGAUGCUGUUAGUUGUCCAGGCCAGAGGUGACAGAGGCUUGGAUGAGGGGAGUUUAGUGAAGAUAGAGAAACAUGAACAGACUGAGAACAACUCUCAAAAGUAGAACCUAUGGAAUCCAUUCAAAAUCUGUACUGAGCAUUGAUUGUAUCGCACUCCUGGGUCUAGGCCCUUUGCAUAUGCACUCACUCAUUCAACAGACUUUGACCCUGCCUGCUCUUCUGCCAGGCCAUGUGCUAAGGGCCUGUGAUCCCAAGAUAAAUCCCUGUCGCCAAGCCAAGCUUUUGACUUUGAAGCAGUGUAACUUGGUGAGGAACGUCUUAUUUUAUCUCUUUACCACAUCAACAGAAACACUUCCCCUUCCAAGUGAAAACAUUGGCAUAUUCUGAACUAAAAACUGAAUCCCAAAUGCUUCGACAUAUUUUGCAGCAAACGCUGUUUAAGCAGAAACACCAGGAAAUAUCUCUCAGGGACACCCUUGCAAAGCUCUCGGGGUGUCAGGGCCUGACCCUGGGAAGUGGGGAGGCCUGGAGAAGUGGUGGAAGCCAUGCACAGCCUUCCCUCCUCCCACCCUCAAAUCCAAGCCAAGGAGGCCUUGCCCCCAAGUGCCAAGGAAGCUCAGAACCCCAGGGUAUGAGAGGGGUGGCUAGCAGCAGGGAAGCCGCCAGGAAAGACCUCAAGAUGAUCUGACCGAGCCUCAUCUCCAGGCCCCUUUCCAUAAGCAGGGGAACGCCGGUAGUCAGUCCUGCUCUUUCUCAGCCAUUCUCAUGUGGUCACAUGUGUUCCCCACACGCCAAUCCAGGAAACGGUGACUAAGGGUGUGGAGCAUGUCACACAGUGGGGCCCAGGAUGAAUCUCAAGAUGAACAGGUGCACC
This is a messenger RNA of Pan troglodytes (chimpanzee), 3965 nucleotides long. RefSeq names its product Dexi homolog (gene DEXI). The transcript is spliced from 2 exons. The coding region runs from base 468 to 755 and encodes 95 amino acids. NCBI's taxonomy places the organism in Eukaryota, Metazoa, Chordata, Mammalia, Primates, Hominidae. The record is from RefSeq and is a predicted model, not a curated record.